GGUUCGCAAGGCCUCUAGCGUCUUAUGUAGCGAUAAUAACAGGUUAGCGGCAGGAAAGGCAAGCCCAUUGACGGUCUUCGUCUUCAAGAUAGAUAUAUUUUUAUGCGCCGAAAUACAGGCAGGCUGAUUAAGUAGCUAAGUUUAGAAAUAUUUAAUUGAGGGAAAGUCAUAAAAAUGAUUCGCUUUAUUCUGAUCCAAAACAGGGCAGGAAAAACUAGACUGGCCAAAUGGUACAUGCAGUUUGAUGAUGAUGAGAAGCAGAAGCUCAUUGAGGAGGUUCAUGCUGUAGUGACUGUCCGAGAUGCCAAACACACUAACUUUGUAGAGUUUAGGAACUUCAAGAUUAUCUACAGACGCUAUGCUGGUCUGUACUUCUGUAUUUGUGUGGAUGUUACUGACAAUAACCUGGCCUACCUGGAAGGCAUUCACAACUUUGUGGAGGUCUUAAACGAAUAUUUCCACAAUGUAUGUGAAUUAGAUCUGGUCUUCAAUUUCUACAAGGUGUACACGGUAGUAGAUGAGAUGUUCCUGGCUGGAGAGAUUCGAGAAACGAGCCAAACGAAAGUCCUGAAGCAGCUGCUCAUGCUGCAGUCACUGGAAUAGGGACGUCACUGGAUCACAGCCAUACACCACCACCGCAGCAGCAUCCUCUCAAACCUGCUGAAAGCCAGUCUAUAUUGUUUGUGUAUAGAUGUUGUCAACAAAAUAUAUAUAAAUAUAACCCAACAUUUCAGCCUCUUAAAGCUGUGCUACGUAAGAUUUUAAGUGUGUAUUUAAAAGCUACAGAAAGCUGAGCGAAAUGACUGAAUGCAGUUGAAAAAUAUUAAGCUUAAUGUGAAAGCUUGAACCUGAUUUCUUAUUUCAACUGCCCUUUCAGACCAUUAGCUGUCCUUAUUACGUGAUUACAGGAGUUUUAAAUGCCUCAUAACGUCUUACAUAGUACAACUUUGCAGCCGUCAGGUUUUGUAUGAAGUCUCACAAUGGCACUGCAGUUUUUUUUGUCCUUACUCUUUUUUUUUAUAUAUAUAAUUUUUAUUAAUCAGUGAAUUUCAGAAUUUGACACAGAGGUCUCUAUAGUUAACAUUGUCCAAGUCUUUUGCCUGUUUAUGUUAAACUUUUCCCAUUAAGCCAUUAACACUAAGCUGCUGAAAAGUCAGCAAGAUGCAUAUAAUACAUGUUAGAGCUAAAAAUUCUAUUUAAAAAAAAAAAAAAAAAAAAAACAAUUGGGGACCUGUAUACAAUCCUGUAUAAAAUGAGAAAGAUCAUUACUUACUGAGAAUUUUUGUACACAUUAUAUAAAUUACACAUUUAACCUCAUUUCCUUCAUUCAAGUAAGAAAAUGUCACUCUGGCUUUGCUUAGUUACCAGUACCAACAUGCACACAGUCAAACUGUUCUGUGUUAGCCCACUGGCUAUAUGAGCAUCUAAGACACCUUGAAGUUGAGUUAUUAGCAGUAAUUGUGGCAUGUUGGCUAAAUGAACAAAGACAGACAGUGAUGGGGAGCUUGUUUAGCCAGCAAGGCUGAACAGAUCUUACAGCACCUCACAGGGAAAAAAUACACAACAAAAGACUGCAUCUACUUUUUAUCUCCAAAUUCUGUGGCUCUGCUCCCAACUAGUGCUUCCAUAGCAACAGUGCUGGCCAGCCUCGAGCCUAUUUGGACUGGUUUUCAGGAUUCUGAUUAAGCUUAGACCUGAACCAUUACAUGCAAGAAAUAACCAUUCCUUAGUACUAUUAGCUUCAGACUAGGCUUAAUCAAUAUCUGUGAUUAAUCUGCUCAUUAAAUGUUUGAUGUUUUUAAACUGUCUUAAUUAUUACCUUUUCAAUGUUUUUCUUUUUUUCUGAAAUAUAUUAUGCACUUGUGAGAUUAUGGAGUGAAGGUAAUGUGUUUUUAUUUCCUUUGUCCAGAUCAGUAUGUACCCAUAUAAAGGAAAAUAGAAAUGAUAA
Clarias gariepinus (North African catfish) is the source of this 1948-nucleotide messenger RNA. It is a transcript of the gene ap2s1, whose product is annotated as adaptor related protein complex 2 subunit sigma 1. Gene Ontology annotation, cellular component: intracellular membrane-bounded organelle; AP-2 adaptor complex; membrane coat. NCBI's taxonomy places the organism in Eukaryota, Metazoa, Chordata, Actinopteri, Siluriformes, Clariidae. Bases 175 to 603 code for a protein of 142 amino acids. Gene Ontology annotation, molecular function: clathrin-cargo adaptor activity. The record is from RefSeq and is a predicted model, not a curated record. The transcript is spliced from 5 exons. Gene Ontology annotation, biological process: clathrin-dependent endocytosis; intracellular protein transport.